Molecule: messenger RNA, 1810 nt
Organism: Durio zibethinus
Lineage: Eukaryota; Viridiplantae; Streptophyta; Magnoliopsida; Malvales; Malvaceae
Product: Major facilitator superfamily protein
Biological process (GO): potassium ion homeostasis
Source: RefSeq, a predicted model, not a curated record
GACUAACCGUAUUAAUUUGGAGUAUCUGGAAUUUUAUUUCUCCCGUUGCUAAACUAAUAAAUUGUACAAGAAAAAGGAAUUUCUGUAUUUAACCCAAAAGAACCCAAAUAAUGAUGAAGACGCAUUUGUUUAAAAUAUUGUUUUUGUCGAUUCUGCUUCCAUCGCCGUCCGAAUUUCUGUCGGGUUUCAUCAUCAUCGAUUGAUUCGAAGACUUUUUGAUUCCUUUCGUAAAGAUACGAACCAAAAAUUAUCAUUAGAGUAUUCAGAAUCCUUCCGACUUUGUCUUUCAUUUCCUACACUUCUUCACCAACCGUAGGGGGCCCUUGACACCUAACUCAUUUCUUUAAUCAAUCUCUGCAAGCUUUCAAGCUGGCACUCUUUCCGUUUUGACCUCAUUCUCUUGGAUUCUCUCUCGAAUUCUUAGGGGUUUUAAAUCGGCUGGAGAAGAAAUUAGAAGUCAAAUGGCAAUUGAAUCGAUGGAUGGUCGCGAUGAAGAGACGCCACUGGUUGUUGAUACUUUGGGAAGUGAAACUCCCAAAAAUCGAACGAGGGACGUUCAUAUUUUGAGCUGUGCCUUCUUGUUGGUCUUCCUUGCUUAUGGAGCUGCCCAGAAUUUGGAGACUACUGUUAAUGCUGAAGGAAACUUGGGAACGGUGUCGCUUGGGAUACUUUAUGUAUCUUUUGCGUUUUUCUCAUUGUUUGCAUCGUUGGUGGUUCGAGUACUGGGGUCGAAGAAUGCUGUGGUUCUGGGGACUACUGGUUAUUGGUUGUACAUUGCUGCAAAUUUAAAGCCUACAUGGUAUACCAUGAUACCAGUUUCCCUGUACAUGGGUUUUGCAGCCUCAAUAAUCUGGGUCGGGGAGGGGACAUAUCUUACUUCGAUUGCACGCAGUUAUGCUAAAUAUACCAACUUACACGAAGGAACUGUGAUUGGCAACUUCAAUGGAGAAUUUUGGGCAAUGUUUGCUCUUCACCAGUUCGUUGGUAAUCUUAUCACGCUUGCGGUGUUGCAAAAUGGAGGGGAAGGAAGUACCAGCAACACAACUUUGCUGUUCAUUGUGUUUCUUUGUAGUAUGACAUUAGGUACCAUUCUUAUGUGUUUCUUACGUAAAAUUGAAGACAAAGAAGAGAAGGUUUCAGCAGAUUCUUCUGUCAGUUUUUGUUCUGCUGUGGUAUCUCGGUUGAAGUUAGUUAUCAAUCCUUUGCUUGACAUACGGAUGCUGUUGAUCAUUCCUCUUAUUGCUUAUUCAGGAUUACAGCAAGCUUUUGUGUGGGCUGAUUACACCAAGGAUGUUGUAAACCCAAUUCUUGGAGAGGCUGGUGUUGGUGGUGCAAUGGCAGUUUAUGGGGCUUUUGAUGCAAUUUGUUCGCUGGUGGCUGGUCGACUCACAUCUGACCUCAAGUCAAUAACUUUAAUAGUUUGCGGGGGAGCUUUUUUUCAGGCAGUGAUAUUCCUCUGGCUUUUGCUAAAAUAUAGUGCUGCUAGUGGAGUGCUUGGCAUAGUAUACCCACUUCUUAUGGCAGCUUUACUGGGCAUUGGUGAUGGGGUAUUGAAUACUCAGCUCAGUGCUUUGCUUGCUUUGCUAUUCAAGCAUGACACGGAAGGAGCAUUUGCACAGCUGAAGGUGUGGCAGAGCUCUGCGAUUGCAGUUGUGUUCUUUUUGAGCCCGGCCAUCACGCUGCAUACAAUGGUGGUGAUUAUGCUUGCUGCAAUUUUUGUUUCCUUGGUUUCAUUUCUAUUCCUUACUCUAAAGGUAGAGAAAGCAUUCUCUUAGCUCUGAUAUUUCAGCAAGCUAUGGUUAAAUCAAUG